AUGGCUAUCAAUAAUAUCGAUAUUGCUCUGACUGGCACGGGCCUUGGUCUCGUAGGAUUGGCCACUGCUCAUGCUUUAGUCGCAGCCAUCAACCAACUGCGGAAGCGCACUCCCAAGGAUAACUUUUAUGAAGACGUCGAUGGGAAAAGUACGCCAGAGAGCAUUGCUGCCUUCUCGAACCGGCUACCCAAACUCUUUAUUCUCGCCUUUUCUGUUACCGGCUUUGGAACAUCAACCGCCAUAUCAGUGCUAUCAUUUCUUUAUGCCCCUUUUGGAGAAUUGUUUAUUAGAAACUGGCUUAUCGCAGCCGCGUGGGCUCUAAUUGUUCUGCAUGCCAUCUCAUUAAGUGCCCACCACUCACCUGUAAAGGUCCACGACCUUGGACUCUGGCUCUUGGCCUCUUCAAUUGUUGUUGCGGCUAUUACUGUACCCCAGUUAAGCAGGGAAGCCCAACAUGCUUCGCACGAGACCCCCGCUACUCUUGCACUUCGUUCUGUGAAUGUCGGCGCUGCCCUCUUUCUCGGCCUCUUCAGCGUAUUACUUCCACGCCGACCUGACGUUUUUGUUGAAGAUCGCAAGGUCGAUGGCCAGUGGACUGUAUCUGCCUUCAACCGCUACACUUGGUCCUGGAUCAGCCCUCUCAUCAAGUUUGCUGUUCAAAAGAAAGAUCUCGACGUAACUGAUGUUCCUUAUCCGGACAGGACUCUGCGAGCUGAAGGUCUGAAAGAAGACUGGUUUGCAACUAAACCUGGGGUUAGCCUUGUACGCUCGGUAUUUUGGGCCUACAAAGGCCCAUUUGUGUUCCAGUUCUCUCUCACCACCUUUCGAAAUGUCUUGGCUCUUCUGCCUUUCUGGGCUAUGUUACGAGUCAUCAAUAUUCUUGAACAGCGUGAUGUGGGACUGGCCGGGUCAUCAAAUCUAGAGCUUUGGGUUUUAAUAUUUGCCAUGGCUGGUUUGAACCUUCUGGAUGCUUGGGUUGAGGGAUGGGUUUUCUGGUACUCGUUCUCAUGCAUCGCUCUCCCUAUUCGGUCUCAGCUUUCAACGCUUAUCUUUGAGAAAUCUCUUCGACGCAAGAAUGUCAAAUCUGCAGAAAAGUCAAAAGAGGCAGACGAGUCGCAAGAGACGCCUGACAAGAAAAAGGAAGAUGAAUCUGACGAUGGUUCGAGCGUGCUCAAAUCUCAACAAGCCAUCGUUAACCUCGUCGGCGUUGAUGCUUUACGAAUCUCCAACUUCACAGGAUUUCAAUGCCUGAUUUUCAACAGCAUCUUCAAGUUGUUCUUCUUUUCGUUCUUCUUGGUUCGACUCAUCGGCUGGAUUCCCUUCAUCGCUGGUUUCACGGCCUGGGGUCUUACCCUUCCUGCCAACGCUUAUUUCUCGAAAGAACUGUUGGGCAGAUCAGACAAGCUCAUGAAGCUUCGUGAUGAGAAGCUUGCCGUGGUCAACGAAGCUCUGCUCGGCAUGCGACAGAUCAAAUUUGCUGCGCUGGAAAGUCGUUGGGAAAAACGUAUUCUGACUAUGAGAGAGAGGGAACUCAAAACUCUUUGGGGACUCUUUGUCAUCGAUACCGGCCUUUUCGGGUGUUGGGUCGUCAGUCCUAUCCUUCUCGCCGCGACAUCUCUUGCCGUUUACGCUAUCGUCAAUGGUCAACUCCUACCAUCGGUUGCUUUCGUCAGUAUUGGAAUCUUCAAGGCUCUGGAGGUCUCACUUGGUGUACUGCCGGAACUUAUCACAAUGGGAGUCGACACUUAUGUUUCUCUAAAACGAAUUCAGACAUACCUCAACGGCCCUGAGAUGAAGCAGACAUUGUCUGAAGGAACAGAGGUUGCCUUUGAGAAUGCAACUAUCGCUUGGCCUGAGGACGACGAAAAGCCCGAUGAGGAUAGGUUUAUUCUUAGAAACCUGAACUUCAGCUUUCCAACCGGUGAGUUGUCUGUUGUUUCAGGAAAGACUGGUACAGGAAAGAGCUUGCUGCUUUCUGCUAUCCUUGGCGAGACAGACAUUUUGGAGGGCUCUGUCUGUGUGCCCCAGACCGUCUCCCCUGAGGAGCGACAUGAUGCACAGGCUCACCCUGGCGACUGGAUUCUUCCCGGCUCCGUCGCUUAUGUUGGUCAAACCCCGUGGCUUGAAAGUGCUUCUCUCCGUGAUAACAUCUUGUUCGGCCUGCCCUUCAUUGAGGAACGCUACAAUCAGACCGUCGAAGUGUGCGCUCUGAAGAAGGACCUACAGAUUCUGACAGAUGGCGAUAAGACGGAGCUCGGCGCCAACGGUAUCAAUCUCAGCGGUGGACAGAAGUGGCGAGUAACCUUAGCUCGAGCUAUCUACUCGCGUGCUGAGAUCUUGGUUAUGGAUGAUGUCUUUAGUGCUGUCGAUGCACAUGUUGGUCGACACAUUUUCGAGAAGUGUGUCACAGGCGAUAUCUGCAAAGGACGAACGAGGAUUCUUGUUACUCAUCACGUUGCUCUGGUCCAGUCGAAGGCCAAGUACAUUGUCGAGCUUGGUGAAGGUAUGGCUCUGCACUGCGGUCUAGUAGCUGACUUUGUUCGUGAUGGAACUCUGGAUGAAAUCAGACAGCAUGAAGAGAGUGCACAACCGGCUACAGAAGAUGAGACGACGGAUUCAUCUACUGCUGUCAACUCCUCAGAUGCCUCUGUCACCGACCCCACUGAAACAAAUGAAAACAACCCAUUGCAGAAGGUGCCUUCCAAGGCCGCUAAGCAAUUUGUUGAGGAAGAAGCACGAGAGAAGGGUAUGGUGAAGAAACACGUUUAUCUUACUUAUCUCAAAGACAGUGGCGGUGCCCGGAUGUGGAGUAUCUGUGCUAUCGUCUUCCUUGCUUUUGAAUUUGGAAUUCUCGCUCGAGCAUGGUGGCUUCGAAUCUGGACUGGUGAUGUCGACGAGAGUGUUUCUACUGGCAGUAUUCAUCAACAGCACGGCCAUGCCUCGGUCUUUUCACUGCAACAUUUCCCAUACAACUCUGCACCUGAGUUCAAGGCCGCAUCUCAUUACGAUUUGAAAUACUAUCUCUGGAUUUAUAUUGCAAUCUCAUGUGUCACAGCAGUUGUUGGUACUUUCCGAUUCUUUUGGGCCUACUACCUUGCCAUCAAGGCGAGUCGAUCGCUCUUCGAGAAGAUGUUGUUCACGGUUCUCCAUACUCCCCUGAGAUGGCUUGAUACCGUUCCUGUUGGUAGAAUUCUGAACCGAUUCUCGUCAGAUUUCAACAUCGUCGACAAUCGCAUCACUAUGGACUGGACACAAUUCAUUUCCAACCUUUUAUCUUUAGUUGGUGUCUGUGUCGCCGCCUUCUUUGCCUCUGGUUUUGUCAUUCCCUUGGCCAUAGCCUUGUUGGGGCUUGGUUGUAUUCUGGGCAAUAGAUUCCUUUACGGUGCACGACCAUUGAAGCGACUUGAGAGUACUUGUAAGUCGCCCGUUUUCGAGCUCUUUAACGCAGCACUCGCGGGUGUUUCUACGAUCCGAGGAUACAAGAAGUCCCGGGUCUACAUGGACAGGAUGUAUCAGAAACUUGACACAUGGGCCAUCAUCACUUCCUAUAUGUGGCUUGUCAAUCGCUGGAUGGGUCUGCGCAUGGGUCUCAUUGGCACAAUUUUCUCGAUAACUGUUGGCAUCAUUGUCAUCGUCAGUCCUAGUAUGGACGCCGCUCUUGCCGGAUUCACCUUGUCCUUCGCUAUGGACUUCGCCGAGAGCAUUCUUUGGACCAUUCGAAACUACGCGACUAUGGAGCUGAACAUGAAUGCAACGGAGCGAAUUGUUGAAUAUACGGAGCUCGAGACUGAGUCACUUGAGGGAGAGAAGCCAUCUGCCGCUUGGCCUACAUCAGGAACCAUGGAGAUCGACAACCUGGAGGUCUCUUAUGCACCUGAUUUGCCACCCGUGUUGAGGGGAAUCUCUUUUGAUGUUAAGAACAACGAGAGAGUCGGUGUUGUGGGACGUACUGGUGCCGGAAAGUCCUCCCUGACCCUUGCUCUGUUCCGAUUCUUGGAAGCUCGCUCUGGCAGUGUUACGAUUGAUGGUCUGGAUAUCUCCAAGGUUGAUUUGCAUAGCUUGAGAUCCCGCCUGGCUAUUAUUCCUCAGGAUCCUGUGCUUUUCUCAGGCACCAUCAGAUCUAACCUUGAUCCAUUCGAGGAUAACACAGAUGAUGAGCUUCGUGAGUCACUCAGUCGUGUCCACCUUGUCGAUUCUCAGCCCGCCACUCCCGCGAACGAACCCUCCUCGCCAGCAACGUCAACAAUCGCUGUCAAGAACACAAACAUUUUCCGAGACCUAUCAAGCCCCAUCUCUGAAUCUGGCGGUAACCUUUCACAAGGUCAGCGUCAGCUGCUAUGUUUGGCCCGUGCCAUCGUAGCUCGGCCCAAGAUUAUGGUGUUGGACGAGGCCACUUCAGCUGUCGACAUGACUACUGAUGCACUCAUCCAGCGCAGCAUCAGAGAGGAGUUUACUGAUAGCACGUUGAUCGUUAUUGCACACCGUCUUAGCACGAUUGCUGACUUCGAUCGUAUCCUUGUCCUCUCCGAAGGUCAAGUCGCAGAGUUUGGAACGCCCAAGGAGCUCUACGAGCAACAGGGCGUGUUCCGCGACAUGUGCGAUAGCAGUGGAGAGAAGGAGAAGCUAAAGCAGACGAUAUUUGGUUAA
Messenger RNA from Fusarium coffeatum, 4647 nucleotides. RefSeq lists its product as uncharacterized. Gene Ontology annotation, biological process: transmembrane transport. The record is from RefSeq and is a predicted model, not a curated record. Bases 1 to 4647 code for a protein of 1548 amino acids. Lineage: Eukaryota; Fungi; Ascomycota; Sordariomycetes; Hypocreales; Nectriaceae. Gene Ontology annotation, molecular function: ATP binding; ATP hydrolysis activity; ABC-type transporter activity. The transcript is spliced from 3 exons. Gene Ontology annotation, cellular component: membrane.